AUGAAUACCAAUCCCUUUUUGCGGGGUACGAGCGGGCGGGCGCCGCAGGGCGCGCCGGCGCGCCCGCAACAGGACGUAGUGCAGCCCAGUUCGCUUGGAACAUCGGACCUGACACCUAUCCGCGCACACUACCUCAAAAAGACGCUGGUGUCGCUCGAGCUGCAGCACGAGCUGCGCCUGCUCAUGCGCCGCGACGCGCUCGCGAUGUUCGGGCCGCCGUUCCGAGGGUCCAAGUACGGAAGCAGCAAGAUUCUCAUCCUCCGCCAUAGCCUGCACCGCUUCGUGCUCACGUUUCCGUUCCUGGCAAGCGCCCCGCCGGAUUUCUUUCCCAACAAGGUCCAGGUGUUUCUCGAGCGCCUGCUGGAGCGCAAGAUGAUUGUCAUCGACGAGGAAGAGGGAGAUACGACCGCUACAACAACGCUCCUCCGCAAGCUCGAGCGCUACCUGUGCCUGCUCAUUAGCUCGGGCAUCCACCUGAAGAAUACCAAGGAGGAGGUCGUGCGCAUCAGCGAGCGCGACCGCAUGCGCAUCGCCACGCUCGAGGCACAGCGCAAGGCGACCAACGGCGCUGGAAUGAGCAACGUGGACGCGCAGCUCGACGUGAAUAUCGUGUCGGUGCGCAGCGUCAUCGCCAAGGGACGCUUGCGGAACAAGGCGCACGACGAGUUCAUUCUCUGCACGCACGCAGGCGAGGGGCAGCAGGUCUAUGUCGCACGGCGCUACAACGAGAUCGCCAAGCUUCAUGUCGCACUGCGCACCAAGUUCCCCGACGAAGAUAUCCCGGGUCCUCCGGCCAAGGACCGCACCACCAUGGCGGCAAGCGACGCGAGUGGCGAUCUCCCGCUCGCGCGCGAGCGCAACCGCCUUACGCUCCGUGCGUACAUCCACAGCUUGUUGGCCAUCCCGGCGGUAAGCGACAGCGAAACGAUGCGCGAUUUUUUGCUCGCGGAUCCGAUCGAGCUGAGCCCGGCGGAAGAGCGCGACGCGGCGGCGCGGCGCCGUGCCGACCAGAUCCGCCUCGAGCAGCGCGAGCAGUUUGCCAAAGAGACGGCGGCGCGUGCACGCCAGCUCCACGAGCAUAUUGGCGCGUUCAAGGCAGACUUGCUCCAGCCCGACGGUCUGUCGCUGCUCUUUGCAACGAUUCGGCGCUCGCCGCAAAUACAGCAGCUCCCGGAAAAGUACCAGCUGAUUAUCGAAUGGGCAAAGAGCUCGAUGGCAUCGGGCCUCUACUCCAUGUUUGUUGGAAAAGACUCGGCAUCGCAAAACUUUGCGCAGCUCAAGUACAUCCACUCAAUGGUCCCCUAUUUUAUGGUGCGCAGCAUCCUGCGUAUUUCGAACCCGAUGGCGAUGAUGCGCUCGCUUCUCGAUCUGUUCCUUGCCCAGCCCUUUGGCCAAAAGAGCCUGCUGCAACGCAUGUUUACGAACCAAAUCCACGAAGAGAUCAACGAGAUGCGCGAGAUGAACAAGCGUGUUCAGGCACGUAUCGGCGACGCGCACCUCGCGCGCAAGGUCGACGAGUUCAUUGCGAUGCCGUACUCUGUGCAGCGCACGUACAUUGGACAGGCCGAGGACGAGCGCGUGGACAUUCUAACGAUUAUCAUGCGGUCGCCGCUCGGCGGCGACCUGGAGCAGAUGCAGGUACACCGCAUCGUGACUGCAAGCCGCGCCUAUGCUGCACUCAAGCGCGAGCGCCGCGCAGCGCUCGCGCGAGGGGAGCCCGAGCCCGAGCCCGACAAUGACGAUGCGUGGCUCUACGAGGAUUUGCACGUCUACAUGAAUCUCGCGCGCAAGAUUUGCGACAAGGAGCAGCUGAUCGACCUGAUCUACGACCCGGCUACGACCGACUUGCUCAAGGACAUAAUCACCAUCUUUUAUGCGCCGCUUGCGCAGGUGUACAAAGCGGCAAACAUUGCCGAUACGCUGAGCGAUGUCCAGGUCUUUAUUACGGACCUGAUCAAGACAGUCGAAGAGCACGAGCAGCUUUCCUUGGCCGAGCCGCACAAGAUGGUGCAGGUAUUUGUCGACCUGGUGCAGCGCCACGAGCAGCUCUUUUACCACUUUAUCUACCAGGUGCACACCCAGGGCUCGGACUUGUUCGACCGCCUCGUGCGUUGGAUCGAGCUGUUUGUCAACUACGUACGGGAUCCGGCCGAAAGUGCGACGAGUGCGCACGGCCUCGGUGUGAUGGACCUCGAGAUGUGCCUUCCGGCCGGGAGCGCGGAGCGUGCGCGGGUCAUGCAGGAGGUCGACCAGGUCAUCCACCAUGCGUACCAGCGCAAGCUCAAGCGCGAACUCAAGGUGCAGCAGCGCCUUGCGCGCCAGGCGGUGAUCAAGGCCGGUGAAGAGCCCGAGAAGCCUGCCGGUGCGUCGGGCGACCCCUUGGCCGAGGCCCUGUCCGAGCAGUUUGGAUUCGGCAGCAUGUUUGGGCAGGUCGCCGACGUCGAGGCCGAAGAGAGCGGGUCAGACAGCGAGGACGAGGUGCUCUCGGACUCGGACUCGGACGAAGGCCCAGAGGAUGCAGAGCACUUUCGCCACCGGCGCACCGCGCCGCCGCCCGCCGAGAGAGCUGCAUCGAGCGGCGCGCCGAGCACCGACGCGAUCCGUGCGCUGUUGCCCGUGUUUAUGGAGAUGGCAUGGUAG
Malassezia japonica is the source of this 2640-nucleotide messenger RNA. RefSeq lists its product as uncharacterized. The record is from RefSeq and is a predicted model, not a curated record. The transcript has 2 exons. Gene Ontology annotation, molecular function: phosphatidylinositol binding. NCBI's taxonomy places the organism in Eukaryota, Fungi, Basidiomycota, Malasseziomycetes, Malasseziales, Malasseziaceae. The coding region runs from base 1 to 2640 and encodes 879 amino acids.